AUGGCCUCCCGGAUUUGUCGUCCCUUCGAGGUCAUUCCUGCCGAGCUCAUUCUUGCGAUAAUGAACAACAUAGGCGUUCGUGAUCUCACGACAUUCGUCCUCUUGAACAAGAGGCUCUUCGGCAUUUUCAAGGAGAAUCAAGCUGCAGUCAUGACGACCAUUCUCGCUCGACUGGUAGAGUUCGAAUCUCUGCUUCUCGUGUACACUGUUGAUAAACGGGACUUUUCCCCAGAUGCCAUGCUGCACCCUCGGAGAAUCAGCGUCGACGUCGGCAGAGGCCCAGGUAAUCACGUGGAUCUUAUGCAAUGUGCCGUCGGGUUCAGAGACGGCAAGCUGAUCUGUCCACGAAAGAUUGUUCUAAACUCUACUGAUCUUGGUCGUAUAUGGAACAUGGUGAAAGUAGUCGAUUGGUGGGUCGAGGAGUACCCCAGGCAUCGAUGGCAUAAAAACCGAGAGGACAGUCGCUGCCUAAGACGAAGCGAAGAGCUCAGGUUGCGUGGAGCCGUUGCGAGAUGGUGGCUUUACUCUGAGUGUUUCCAUGGUGUCUACGCCUCAUACGCAUGGAUGCCCAAGAUGUGGGAACCCGAUGAUAGGCUUCAUCAUUUGCGUGUCAUGAGUUCCAUGGAGAUUCGGGAGCUGGAGGAUCUCUGGGAGACGCUGCGGGUCACUGUUCAACGGGAUAUCUGCUCAUCUAUCUCAGUCGAAGACUGGAAGCCCAUACCUUGGGGAUGGGACGAUUGGCGCAGCAAGCAUAUCGUCAGCACUUACAUGAAGUUGGAUCCACGACAACUGAAAGACCUGAUGGAGAAUGCGCUGCGGCUUGGAAAAGCGGGUAUCAUCUAUACCGCCAGGAAAACCCAGCCUGACUUCACCGCCGAGCAAGAGACGUUGUCUUGGUCCAUUGAUGUUGUUCUCCAAGAGAGACUCCUCCUCAAGUCAAACGCUGUUACAGAUAUUCCGUCAAGCGGCAUCAUUGAUGAUGACAGCUGGUGUGACGAGCAGGGAUUGUUCACGGCAGAUGCUUGGCCAACAGGAAAGCCUCCGUUGAGCAAGCAGGAACUCUUGUCGUAUCCGAACUUACCCCAUAGGCCCAUCCCGUAUGGCGACGAUGGUCAUGACUUAGACUACGAAGGCUAG
Neoarthrinium moseri is the source of this 1137-nucleotide messenger RNA. RefSeq lists its product as uncharacterized. NCBI's taxonomy places the organism in Eukaryota, Fungi, Ascomycota, Sordariomycetes, Amphisphaeriales, Apiosporaceae. The coding region runs from base 1 to 1137 and encodes 378 amino acids. The record is from RefSeq and is a predicted model, not a curated record. The transcript has 2 exons.